Molecule: messenger RNA, 2676 nt
Organism: Scylla paramamosain (green mud crab)
Lineage: Eukaryota; Metazoa; Arthropoda; Malacostraca; Decapoda; Portunidae
Product: homeobox protein CDX-1-like
Exons: 5
Coding region: 1030-1782 (250 amino acids)
Biological process (GO): animal organ morphogenesis; cell differentiation; anterior/posterior axis specification
Cellular component (GO): nucleus
Molecular function (GO): RNA polymerase II transcription regulatory region sequence-specific DNA binding; DNA-binding transcription factor activity, RNA polymerase II-specific
Source: RefSeq, a predicted model, not a curated record
AAGGAAGGGGCGCCCCGCCCUGCCAGAGGCGCGGGCCCAGUGUGGGCGGGGCGGGCUGACCGGGGUUAGAGGGAGCCCCUCACUCCGUCACUCCUCGUCUGGUGAGCAGCAGCAGCUUCCGUCGCCGCCGCCGCCGCCGCCGCCGCCGCCACUCAGUGCCGUGCCCGCCUUGCCGCUGUGCCGCCGCGAAGUGUGUGUGUGCCGACGCGUGAUUCUCGCAGUGCCGCUGUGGUGCAGCACCCCGGGGCUCGUGUAUGGCAGCCAGGGGCGCGUGUAGGUGACCGAGGUUCGUGCAGGGGAGGCAGAGGGAGUGCAGGGAGCAGGACGCGUGGAGGGCAGCGAGGUGGGGACAGGCGCCGCGCCACGUAGCAGUGGAGGCAGUGCCUGGAAGGUGCCGUCGGCAGCAGGGAAGCAGGGGUAACAAGGGCGCGCCGCGCCAUGGGCCGCCGCGCCGUCCCCCACUAGGAUGGUGCAGGUGGCUGCCUCUCUCUUCUCAGGCCGCCAUGUUCCCCGCCGCCAACAGGCCGCCGCCCCCGCCGGCGCAGCACCCCCAUGGUGGGGCAGCAGGGCCACGCGGGCUACCUGGGCUACUAUCCCGCCCAGCCCGCCCACCACUACCAGUACCCGCCGCCAGACUUCAACUGCAACCUGCAGCCCUUCGUGCCCGCCCAGUUUCGGUGACGGCUUGCAAAGCGGCCCGCCCGCCUGGCACAACCCAGUGUACAUGGGCGGCCACCACCACCCCGCCGCCCACCACGCCGCCGCCGCCCACCACCACGCGGUGCAGCACUGCCAGCAGCGCUCGCCCGCCACCUACGACGACUGGAUGACGCCCCUGCACCACAACGGCGGGGGCGCCUCCCCCCUCCCGCAGCACCCCAGCCUGGGCUCAGCCGGCACGGGGCGUGCACCAGCCGCCACAUACGCCCUCGCCCUGCGCCCCUGGAGCGGCGGGGCCCCAGGCCGCCCCACCCUCGCCCACCUUCAAUAGCUACCCGAAGCUGCCCGGCGUGGGCGGACAGCUGGAGUAUGGCAGCGACGGGGGCGUGUCAGGGGCGCAGUCCCCCAACGAGGGCGUGCUGGGUCUGGCGGAGAGUGCGGGGGAUGACGAGUCGCCGCCUGCCACUCACCCGCAGCCACCCAACACCCACCCAACCCCGCCCACCACCCUCCCCACGUCCACCACCCACCCGCCGCCCCACCACACACCCGCCGUCCUCGCGACCCCAGCAGAUUCGCUCCCCUUUCAGGUGGAUAGAGAAGACAGCCUUCCAGGGGCCGCCCCACUCAGAUGGCGCCUUCCUAGACCUGGAUGGCUUACCGGUGAAAGGUACGCUGGAGGAGGCGGAGAGAGGAACGUGGCGAGUCGGCAAGACUCGCACCAAGGACAAGUACCGCGUGGUGUACAGCGACCACCAGCGGCUGGAGCUUGAAAAAGAGUUCCACUACUCUCGCUACAUCACCAUCAGGAGGAAGAGUGAAUUGGCCUCCAUGCUGGGACUGUCCGAGCGCCAGGUAAAAAUCUGGUUUCAAAAUCGUCGGGCGAAGGAGAGGAAGCAGAUGAAGAAGAGAGACGAACUUCACAACAAGGAGAAGCUGGAUGUGGGCGGAGUGGGCGGCGUCGGCGGCAUGGGCGGCGUGCAGCAGUACCAUCCGCCCUCCGUCACGCCCAUCCCGCCCAUGCACGCCCACGUUCCCUCACACCACACCCACCACCACCUUCACCACCAGACCGGCAAACCAAUUAUCAUGGACAUCAAGCCCCCACUGGGAAUGGACUGAUCCCGCCCACACUCAGCCCAUGUCCAGCCCACACUCAGCCCACGCCCAACCCACAACCAAGGCCAUACUCAACCCCUUGCCCAUCCCAUACCCAGCCCACUACGAAGCCCAUACUCAGCUCACGCUCGGCCCAUGCCCCCGACCCCACGACUCUGCAAACCCACGACAGCCUCAAGGAGUGAUCUGAGUUGGAGUUCCGGUGUUGUUUUAUUAGUAAUGUCCGUAUCUACCUGCCCAUACCUGCCCACGCGAUAGGACUGUUACAUUUACAACUGUCGCAGGGGUACAGAUGCGUGUGUAUUGUAAAACUGUGGAAGAUACGAUGCUGAAUAUGAAAAGAGGAAGAAGGGGUUUGUUUAAAUAGUACAUGUGUUACUUUGAUGACAUGAAACUCAAAAAAAAAAGUGCCGCAGGGAAGCGUAUCCGUGCAUUUUAAAACUGUGGAAGGUACGAUGUGGAAUAUUAAAAGAGGAAGAAAGGACUUGUUUAAAUACGAGUAGUAGAUGUAGUACUAUGACGACUGACACUCAGCGGAAAGCAACAGGGAAAAGGGACCUAGAAGUGGUGUAAGACUGUGUAAAGAAUGCAGUGUGAAAUAUUGAAAAGAAAGGAAGGAAGCGCUUGUACAAAAAAAGGGGAUACUUUGCUGUUUUUAACUCGAAACUCAAAACAGUGUCGCAAGAAAAAGAUUAAUUGCACAGUUGAGGAAAAUACGAACCAAAAUACAAAGAGAGAUAAAGAAAAGGAAAAAGAAAGCCAAAUUGCACGAACACUUACCUACAUAAAAAGAAAAAAAAUAUAUAGUGGAAACAAUAAAAUAAUCGAAAUAUGGUGCUCUUGCAAAAACGAAAAAAAAAAAAAAAAAAAAAAAGACACCCGCUACUGUGCUAUAGU